Molecule: messenger RNA, 1473 nt
Organism: Zasmidium cellare ATCC 36951
Lineage: Eukaryota; Fungi; Ascomycota; Dothideomycetes; Mycosphaerellales; Mycosphaerellaceae
Exons: 3
Coding region: 1-1473 (490 amino acids)
Biological process (GO): DNA-templated transcription
Cellular component (GO): nucleus
Molecular function (GO): zinc ion binding; DNA binding
Source: RefSeq, a predicted model, not a curated record
AUGGCUUCGACAUUGUCACAAGACGAAAUUCUGUCAUUUUUACCGGAGAAAGGCCACAUGGAUGUGUGGACAGCAGCAUGGCUAGAUUCAAGGCAUCAAACCCGAAUCAUUGUACACCGACCCACAUUCCAACUGCAAUAUUAUACUUUCUGGGAUGCUCCCCCAGAGGUUGACGAUGCGUGGCUGGCAUUACUUAUGUGCAUGGCCAGCAUGGGUGCUCUCUUGACAGGCCAUACAAACGAGAGCAGGAAAGACUUAGAAGCCGCCGAAUUUCUACGACGCCUCGCGGCACAUGUGCUGAUCCGAGCCAAUGUCAGCGUAGUCCGGCCGUAUCUAAUCGAGGCCCUUCUGGUAUAUGGUAUCACUUCAAUGUACACCCAUCGAGACAUUUUACCAGAGAUGUGGCACCUCACCAGCUUUAUCACGCGCUUGUGUUUCCAAGCUGGUCUCAACCGGGAGGUUCCCAACUCCGUCGAUCCUGGUUUCAGUCCAUUUACAAUCGAGAUGCGUCGGCGGGUCUGGAUGACCGCACGAGACCUUGAUAUUUCUACUAGCAGUAUCUCUGGCAAUCCAAGCUCUAUUGAUUUCAGACUUUGCGACACCCAUCCCCCGGCCAAUUUGACGGACGUGGAUUUCUCUCCCAUGCACAUGAGCCCAGUACGGCCUAAGGAAGAAUGUACCUUGGUCCAAAUACAGAUAUGUUACUCGCGAGUGAUUGAGGUCCUGGGGAAGGCCACAACUCUCUCUCAUUCCGUUACCUUGCCAUGUCGAGAAACGAUCGAGCGACUGGGCAUUGAGCUUCAGAAUAUCAGAGGGGAAAUUCCGGAACACCUGCUUGUGAAACCUCUUGAAGAGUAUUCCCUCAAUCCGCCAUCGGACAUUAUGUACCGCUUCCGCUUAGAAUUCGCAUUCCAACGAACGAAGUGCGUGCUUUAUCAGCGCUUUAUGGGCGGCAGGCUGGACAUGAAAUCAGUUGAAUGUAUCAAUGCGGCCGAAGCCAUUGUGCAAUGCUGCAAUGCGCUACCCAAGAUCGUGAAUAGCGGGCAUCAGUGGGCACGAUUCAAGCUGUUCAGCACUCGACACAUCCACGACUUUCUUCUAGCAGCAAUGCUGCUAUGUUCAGUAAUGAAGCGCAAGUCACCGAAGAAGCCGGAGCGUACCCUCGUUGGCCGGUCUUUGAUCUCAGUCUGCGCCGGAUGGUUAUCGACCGGGCUCCUAUCAAACAGACUGAAGCUUGCAGUGGAAGCCAUCUUGCGAUAUCUGGCCAGUGGGUAUCCUGAGCAGUCCCAUCCUACUCCAACAAGCCAGGACAUGAAUGUGACUGGGCCAUCGUUCGAUGUUUGCUCAUGUGGUAUUCCUGCCAAUUUUGCUUCGGCAGAUAGCUCUUUCAAGUUUGACACUUCCGGUAGAGAUGGGUUCGUGUUCGAUGUAAUCGCAAAUCAUACCGGCGGCAUAGGGAGCCUUUUGCGAUGA